Molecule: messenger RNA, 2062 nt
Organism: Anopheles darlingi
Lineage: Eukaryota; Metazoa; Arthropoda; Insecta; Diptera; Culicidae
Gene: Nha2
Product: sodium/hydrogen exchanger 9B2
Exons: 6
Coding region: 20-1876 (618 amino acids)
Biological process (GO): proton transmembrane transport
Cellular component (GO): membrane
Molecular function (GO): antiporter activity
Source: RefSeq, a predicted model, not a curated record
GCCGUGGACGGGAAAUGUAAUGCAGAAAGAAGCUGGUUACUCCGUUGCAGAGUGCAGGAGAUCAUCCCGAAUCCCCGGACCUCGGCUCGAAGCGAUUGAUGUGUCCGUUCCAGUCCGUUCCACGUUUCAUGUUUUCGACGCUCUCUACUCUCCUCUCUUCCUCUCCAUCGAAACAGUUUACAUAACAUCCGUGGAGGACGAGGUGUGUGGUGUGGUGGGACGGACAGAAGCAUUAGCAUCGCCGGCAAGGGAGCAACAGGAGCGUCAAGAUUCCACCGUCACACCGAUUCCGUCGAUCGACCUUGCGAUGGCACUGCAGGAACGCAAACGGCAAUCCCAUGGUGACGUCGCCAAUGGUAACGAUGCCACUGGCGUGAUUCCGCUUACCGGUGGUGUGCCUGCAUCAACUACCACCACCAUCACCAUGGCUACAGUGUCGUCGUCGUCGUCGCCGUCGUCACCGUCGUCUAGCAAAUGGUCAGCAUCUGGGUUGCAGCGGAAUUGGCCGAUCAUAUCGCAACCCUUGGCCCUGCUCACCAUAUUCGCGCUUUUGUGGGCGAUCGCUGCGGCCAUCCUGCCACCGGAACUGUCGCACCCCUCCGGUGGUCUGCUGCGGCUCCUGUUCCUGUUCGUCGGUGCACAAACCUGUGGCGUCCUCGUCGCACUGACCGGCCUACCGGACAUGCUCGGGAUGCUGUUCUGGGGCGUCCUGUACGCGAACGUCGGUUGGGCGGACUUUAGCGGUUACGGGCGGGUGGAGGUGUUUCUGCGCGAGAUGGCACUCGUCAACAUAAUGCUGCUGGCGGGGCUCGGUCUCGACUACCGGGCCCUUCGGUCGCUCUUUCGCUUCAUCAUGCAACUGACGGUCGUUCCCACGGUGGCCGAGGUGAUGACCGUGACCAUCCUUGCGCGCUACCUGCUCGCCCUACCCUGGCUCUGGGGUGUUCUGUUGGGGUUGGUCGUAACGGCCAUCUCACCGAACGUGGUCGUGACGGUGCUGUUGCGAUUAAAGGAGGAGCGGCUCGGUCUCAACAAGGGCAUUCACACAUUAAUCAUCGCGGUGACAAGCUGUAAUGAUGUGCUCGCGAUCUUCCUGUUCGGUGUCAUCCUCGGUUUGAUAUUCACUACCGGUAACCUCACCAGCCAGAUCCUCCAGGGACCGAUCGGCAUCAUAAUUGGGCUCGUCUACGGAACCGCGUGUGGUCUUGCGGUCCUACAUCUACCAUCGCACCAGGCGAAAUACUCGAACGGGUUGCGGUUCACGAUGACGACGCUGGCGGGCGCACUGUCGGUGGUUGGUAGUAAAGCGGUCGGGUAUCCGACGGCCGGCGCUCUCGGUUGCAUCGUGACGGCGUUCGUCGCCGGUACCGGGUGGCGCAAGCGACCACCAGCGAUGGCGGCGACGGCGGCGACGGAGCGUGACAAUGAGGUGAGCGUGUAUCUGGAUCUGCUGUGGAAGUUCCUGAAACCGGUGUCCUUCUCGCUGAUCGGCAAGGAGGUUAACUUUGGUGUGCUGACCGGUGAAACCGUGCUGUACGGGCUCAUCACCCUUGCGGUGGCCGUACUGCUUCGAUUGACGUUCGCGUACCUUUCGACGCUCGGUAGCGAGCUGAACUGGCGGGAACGCGGGUACGUGACGCUGUCCGGGUUCCCGAAGGCGACGGUACAGGCAGCCCUCGGACCGGCGGCCCUCGAUCUGGCCCGUACACUCAACGCCACGGACCAGUACGACCGGGCCCAGACCGUACUCAUCGUGACGGUGCUGGCGAUCAUACUGACGGCCCCGCUGGGUGCACUGUUGAUGAUCAAAUUAGCACCCCGAUGGUUGAAGCAAGGUGACGACGACCAUGACGACGACGACCAUCGAUACCGGUAGCACCUAUAGGGGACCGAUAGUACUACUUACGCUUGUACUUAACGAUGCGUCCCCGUUUGGAGAAGAGCUCCACAGCAGGAGCAGGAGCUGGCCAUUCAUUCAGAGACCAUUUAGUGAUGUUACGAUGUUGUGGAUUGUCAGGCGCUGAAGGCGCGACCUUCCCUAUGGAGCUAAUGAAUAAACAUU